AUCUCGGUAGUACGAGUCGCUACAUGCGCCUGUGCGCAACUAAGUAGUAGUGGAAUUGAUUGUGGAAUAUAAAAAAAAAAAAAACAUAAUGGCAAUAAUAAAUCAAGUAAUAAGUACGGCUAUGAUAAGCUAUGUAUGCACGUCUCUAGGUCUACUUUAUACUCUCCCGUCAUCAACUGUGGAACUCUUCAGUUCAGUGAAUACAACUCUAGAUAGAGUCAUGACCCAAACUGAAAUAUCAUUUAUGGGAAGUGCGUCAAGUGCAAGCUCAUUUUUGAUAACACCAUUUGUUUGGUACUUUCUUAAUAAGUUGGGUAGGAAACGGACUCUUAUCCUUUUUCAUUUACCGCAAUUGAUCGCUUGGAUAAUUCUCGUCACCAUAAACAAAGUCGAAGCAGUUCUCUUAGCAAUGUUUAUUUCCGGCCUCAGUGGUUCUACGUUUCUCAUCAUUCCGGUGUUUGUUAGUGAAUAUUGCGAGGUAUCCAUUAGAGGGGCUAUGAUGUCUGGACAUAUAAUCUUUUAUGAACUAGGAAUUAUGAUAUCAUACUUUUUUGGUGGUUUCCUUGAGUACAAAACCAUCAUGUACAUAUCCCUCAUAAUGUCUGCUGUUGCUCUUGGUAUGAUCUGUUGCAUAAGGGAGUCUCCUUUGUAUUUAAUACAGAAGGAGCGUGACGAGGAAGCUGUUAAAUCAAUACAGUUUUAUAGAGGUUUGAAGAAAAAUUGUAGUGAAAUAUCAAGAGAGGUUGAAUGCAUCAGAAAAAUACUUAACUUUGAUUGCGGAAAUAAUGAUUCAGAUGAAAAGCAGAGUUUAAAAAAAGAUGACAUCCCUUCAGAGAAAUUAUCGUUUAUUCAGAUAUUAACCAAAUCACGAACAACUAGACGUAUAGUGUUUAAGCUCUUGUUUAUUCAGACAGUAUCAAUAUUUCAAGGAUUGAUAGUGGUUCAGGUAUUUGCGAAGCCACUAUUACAAUUCGCAGUACCAAGUAUGUCAGCAACUUUAUCCACAGUUUUGUUCGCUUUAGUUGUAGCGAUAUCUAGUUUAAUCGGUGCUUAUUUACUGGAUACAGUCGGAAGACGACCAUUAUUUAUAAACGCUGCAACUGCGACCGGUCUUUGUUGUGUGAUACUUGGCACCCAGAUGCAUUUCAACUGGGGUCCGAGUUGGUUGACUGCUGUAUUUAUGAACUUUUACUUCUUUUUUUACAUUCUUGGCGCUGGUACGAUACCAACUGUACUGAUUGGAGAACUCUUUUUACCUGAGACUAGAAUAUUCGCAGCAGUUUUAUGUGCAGAAUGGUCUUUUUUAUGCAACUUUAUUUUGCUUUCCAUCUUCAUUCCUCUGGAAAAAUCUUUUGGUCUCGGUGCUAUAUUUUAUCUCUUCGCCGUUUGCUCAUUUAUAACAGCUAUAGCAACUUGUAUUCUGAUUCCUGAAACUAUGGGCCUAAGAAUUGAUGAGAUACAGUUAAAGCUUUUAAGGAAUAGAAAAUAAUAAGAAAUAAAUGAAUCAAAUAUGUAACAUUAUAAUUAUUAAAUGUAACUUACUUUUAUAACUAAUUAUUUUAAGCAAAAAUAAAUUAACUUUUUACAAUAAUUAAAAAUAGUAUUAUAUCCAAAGGCGACAAAACGAGUCUAGUUCUUAAAUAGUUUAU
Danaus plexippus (monarch butterfly) is the source of this 1649-nucleotide messenger RNA. RefSeq names its product facilitated trehalose transporter Tret1-like. NCBI's taxonomy places the organism in Eukaryota, Metazoa, Arthropoda, Insecta, Lepidoptera, Nymphalidae. The transcript is spliced from 9 exons. Bases 89 to 1489 code for a protein of 466 amino acids. The record is from RefSeq and is a predicted model, not a curated record. Gene Ontology annotation, cellular component: membrane. Gene Ontology annotation, molecular function: transmembrane transporter activity. Gene Ontology annotation, biological process: transmembrane transport.